GGAAGAACUCCAGCACCCGACUGAAAAAAUCCCGUCCCACAUUGCCAGUUGCAUGUACCUUGGAGGGGGAGCUGCCUGGAAGUCAACAGAAAAGAGCACCACACCGCUUGCCGAAACAACACAACACGCCUUUUUCCGCCCGACUUUUCAGCAAACGGACCAGAACGAGCUUUCAAAAUGGCGACUGCGACUGCGACUGCAACACAGCCAGGUGGAGGGGGUGGAAAUGCGACGUUCAGGGACAAGGAGAAGCCGUUGGCUGUCCGGUCCUCGAAUAUCGUCGCCGCUAGAGCUGUUGCCGACGCCAUUAGGACAUCGCUGGGACCGCGGGGUAUGGACAAGAUGAUUCGGAGUGGCAAGGGGGAGACCAUCAUCACCAACGAUGGCAGCACAAUGCUCAAGAGCAUGUCGGUCAUGCAUCCCACAGCCAAGAUGCUUGUCCAACUGUCGAACGCCCAAGACGUCGAAGCCGGUGACGGCACUACAUCCGUGGUGGUUAUCUGUGGUAGUCUACUCGGUGCUGCCGACCGGUUACUCUCCAAGGGCAUCCACCCCUCAGUUAUCUCCGAGUCAUUCCAGAGGGCCGCCGCCGCCUCCGUUAAGGUCCUCCACGAUAUGUCACAACCCAUCGCUCUCACAGAUACCGCCGCCCUCCUCCAGGCCGCCAACACCUCCCUAUCCUCCAAGAUCGUUUCCCAGUAUUCGAACCUUCUCGGCCCCAUGGCCGUCAACGCAGUCACCAAGACGAUAGACCUCAAGACGGCGGACAACGUGGACCUAAAGAACAUUCGCAUCAUCAAGAAGGUUGGCGGGACGAUAGAAGACAGCGAACUAGUGGACGGUCUGGUCUUGACACAGCCGGUCAUCAAGAGCGCAGGGGGGCCGGUACGGAUGGAGAAGGCCAAGAUCGGUCUCAUUCAGUUCCAACUGAGCCCCCCCAAGCCUGAUAUGGAAAACACCAUCUCUGUCAACGACUACCGCCAGAUGGACAAGAUCGUCAAGGAGGAGCGGAUGUACCUCCUGAACAUGGCCAAGAAGAUCAAGAAGGCCAAGUGCAACGUCCUCCUUAUCCAAAAGUCGAUCCUCCGCGACGCCGUCAACGACCUCUCCCUGCACUUCCUCCAGCGUCUCGGCAUCCUCGCCGUCAAGGACAUCGAGCGCGACGAGGUCGAGUUCAUCUGCAAGUCGACCGGCUGCAAGCCCAUCGCCGACAUCGACAGCUUCACCGAGGACAAGCUGGGCAGCGCCGACGUCGUCGAGGAGGUCCAGAGCUCCGGCAGCCGCAUGGUCAAGGUGAUGGGCACGCGGUCGGCGGGCAAGACCAUCUCGGUGGUGGUCCGCGGCGCCAACAGCCUGAUCCUGGACGAGGCCGAGCGGUCGCUGCACGACGCCCUGUGCGUGGUGCGGUGCCUGGUCAAGAAGAAGGCUCUCAUCGCGGGCGGCGGCGCGGCCGAGAUCGAGAUCGCGUCGCAGCUCAGCAAGCAGGCGCGCGCGCUGACGGGCACCGAGGCCAUCUGCUGGAAGGCCUUCGCCGACGCCCUCGAGGUCGUCCCCACCACGCUGGCCGAGAACGCCGGGCUGAACAGCAUCAAGGUCGUCACCGACCUGCGCCACCGCCACGAGCUGGGCGAGAAGAACGCCGGCGUCAGCAUCAAGAGCAGCGGCGUCAACUCCAACAUCGCAAAGGAGAACGUGCUGCAGCCCCUGCUCGUUAGCACCAGCGCCAUCGAGCUGGCCGCCGAGACGGUCAAGAUGAUUCUGCGCAUCGAUGAUAUCGCGCUGACUAGGUAAAAGGGCGUUGAAGAGCUGGGCUGGUCUAUGUAUCACGGGCAUUAAAUGGCAGGGAAAUAAAAUAAACUGCAUGAAUGAAUGAUGGACUCGUGGUUGUCGAGGAAUUUAGAGACAUCAACUCAGGACGGUCAGAACGACUAGUUGAGGCCGCAAUACAUGAAUAAGCGCUGUCAUGAACCUGCCGACGAGUCCAUCCUGCCGUAGACCGGGACCAAGUACACACAUACAACGAAAGGAGUGGAAUGCGGAUGCCGCAGACUAGGUUGUUACUGGGAAGCAAACCAUGAAGAG
Chaetomium fimeti is the source of this 2082-nucleotide messenger RNA. Its product is annotated as chaperonin Cpn60/TCP-1 family. Lineage: Eukaryota; Fungi; Ascomycota; Sordariomycetes; Sordariales; Chaetomiaceae. Gene Ontology annotation, cellular component: chaperonin-containing T-complex. The transcript has 4 exons. Gene Ontology annotation, biological process: protein folding. Gene Ontology annotation, molecular function: ATP binding; ATP hydrolysis activity; ATP-dependent protein folding chaperone. The record is from RefSeq and is a predicted model, not a curated record. The coding region runs from base 178 to 1791 and encodes 537 amino acids.